CCAAAACUCAUUAUGGAUGAGAAACGUCUAAUCCAAAUUCAGCGUGAUCCUGCGGAUCCAUGGCACGUUUCGCAUGUCGCCGCCCAGAUUCUUAACAAUCAGAUUCUCCUAUACCCCAACCACAAUGCGAUAGCUGCUGCACGCCAUCUCAACCUUCUUAUACCAUUCAAUCGCACGAUGAGACCUGACGAAACUGCGGAAGAUAUCGAAAGUUUUCUCUGGGAGUUAUGGGAAGUUGUUGUUAACUUAUCCCAAGCCUUCGACGGCAAGAAUAGUGACAACGCUCAAUCGUGUAUCGUGGAUGUUUUGGAGCAGUUGCAGAAGUCUCGAGGCAAGGGAUAUUGUGGUAUGGGCAAAUACGACACGUCUUUGGCGAGAUCUCCCACUUCUUGGACCGGUUUUGCAUGAGAUGUUUGGUAUGUGAUCUGGGGAGCGAUUCUUCAAUGUCAUCCUAGCUUUUUAUGACAAUCUACAGAUAUGUCGCAACGGUCGCAAAGGUUUCGCGCUUUCUUGAACACUAUACAGGAUAGAGGUAUGAUAGAGAUCAAAAGCUGAGCCGCGAGCAUAAGACAGACGCAGAGCCUCGAAAACCCCCGAGGAGCCGCUGUGCCUUCGCAGAGAUUUCGAGCCCUCAUCUUGUAUCAGGCUGGAACAGCGCACGCACUCUAGCACUCUAGAGGUCAGGUGGAGCUUCUCCUUGGACUGAAAUGACAACCAGCCAAGCUUUUGACUGCAGCGGAUGGUAUCAAUCGCAUCACCCUCACGACUAGGCUCGAGCCGCGGGAAUAACGAGGGCGGCUCAGUGAC
Aureobasidium subglaciale EXF-2481 is the source of this 807-nucleotide messenger RNA. RefSeq lists its product as uncharacterized. The record is from RefSeq and is a predicted model, not a curated record. The transcript has a single exon. NCBI's taxonomy places the organism in Eukaryota, Fungi, Ascomycota, Dothideomycetes, Dothideales, Saccotheciaceae. The coding region runs from base 13 to 408 and encodes 131 amino acids.